Molecule: messenger RNA, 2397 nt
Organism: Galleria mellonella (greater wax moth)
Lineage: Eukaryota; Metazoa; Arthropoda; Insecta; Lepidoptera; Pyralidae
Product: zinc finger protein 431-like
Exons: 13
Coding region: 113-1951 (612 amino acids)
Biological process (GO): regulation of transcription by RNA polymerase II
Cellular component (GO): nucleus
Molecular function (GO): RNA polymerase II cis-regulatory region sequence-specific DNA binding; DNA-binding transcription activator activity, RNA polymerase II-specific
Source: RefSeq, a predicted model, not a curated record
CGUCUUUUAUUUUCUGUAAACAAUCCGAAUGAUCGAUAUUUUUUUUUUUUACUAUUUUUGUUUAUUUUAGAAUGAUUUUAUUGAAUUAAUUUAAACUUAAUUGUUAAUUGCAAUGGACGAAAGUAAUCUAUGCUGCGGUUGUCUCUCGGAGGAGAGAAAAAUUAAUAAGAUCGAGGAUUUUUGUAAAAAGCAAUGUUUCAUAAAAAUUAUAAAUGAAAUACCGAUGUCUCAGCCGAUCAACUCAGCUGUCUGGCUGUGUUGGGAGUGUGAAACAUUACUCAGCCAGUUUAUCAAGUUCAAACAGCAAGUGCAACAUGCAUAUAAAAUGUUACUUGACUGUGCAAAAGAGAGGAUUAACCCAUCUCAACAUAAAACAAAUGAGAUUAAGUCAAAUGUUAGUGUCCCCAAAGCUGAUAAUAACCAUUUUUUACCUGAACCCAAUGACACAACCAUAGACAAUGAAAAUAUAGAGAAUACAUGUGAUAUUAAGGAGGAAUUGUGUGACUACGAUGAUUUAGACAAUAAUGAUGAUAAAAUAGAACAUAAGAGUAAAAAGAACAAAAAAGUAGGCAGGAAGAAGAGGAAAGAUGUAUCGGAGAUGUACAAAGAAGUUAAGCUGACAUUGAAGCAGUUGGAGGAAGAAAGGAGACUGUUGGUUUUAAAAGAAGACUAUCUGAAUGCUAUGUUCAAGUGUGAAAAAUGUAUAAUGGCAUUUCCAAAUAUGGACGAUUUAAAAGACCAUAUAUAUUUAAAACAUGAAUUGAAUGCGUCCAAAUACAACUGCGACAUCUGUGGCUGCACGUUCGCAACCGAGGUGGCGUACAACUACCACGCGGGGAGACAUCUGCACAGGUACAAGUGCAAGGAAUGCGGGGAGAUGUUUGUAUGCAAGCGGGCGGUGCUCAAACAUCACGAGAAGACGCAUAGUCAGGGGUACAGGAUCGAUUUCCGAUAUGACUAUCAUGGAGAGAAACAAAAUGGACAGCUGGACCAAACGGAGGAGUGCAGUGAUAAAAGUACAACCCUCGCUACAACAAAGUUCCCGUGCGACUAUUGCGAGAAAACCUUCAGGUGGAAGACGUCGUUGCGCAAACAUAUAGAGAGGCACUCGAUAGAAAUGGGACAGAAGAGGAAGCCUUAUUGUGAAGCGUGCAGAUUAACCUUCAUGACUACGUCUAACCUCCAGAAACAUGUUAGGACCAGUUCCAAACACCAAGUGCAGUUGAAGUUAAGGAAACUGAAUGACUCGCUCACAGAAGAUUCAGUGACACCAGAGAAGCAGCAAGCGCACAUAGAACAGAUCAAGACGUUGGUGAACAAGUCCAAACAGAAGUACUCGUGCACGCAAUGCGACAAGAGCUUCCAGUGGCGAGGAAAUUUACUGAGACACCUGCAGAGUCACACUGCCAAGGCGAACGGUGAUCUAAUAUGCGCACCAUGCAACAGAACGUUCUCGUCGAUCGCUACGUAUAAACAACAUAUGACGAUAAGCAAGAAGCAUAUCACCGAAGACGAAUUCAAAUAUAUGUGCAGCGACUGCGGCCAAAAGUUCGCCAACAAAACCCAACUAAGAGACCACAUAAACUGGGAACAUCUGAAGAACUAUGUGCAUAAGUGUCCGCUCUGUCAGAAGGUGUUCAAGACGCACACAUCGCUCUAUUGCCACAACCAAGUGGUGCAUCAGAAGGGGCACGCGGAACUGCUGUGCGACCACUGCGGGAAACACUUCGCGAACAACGCGAAGCUCCGCACCCACAUAACGGCCAUACACAGCCAGCAGUCGCCGUACCGGUGCGGCUCGUGCUCGGCGCGUUUUAAGUGGCACUCGUGCCUCUCGCGCCACCUGAAGCGGAUACACGGCCCUCACGCCGCCCGCAGGCGGCGGCCACGCAACCAAGACGAUGCUGGCAAUGAAGACCCUCAGCUUGUACCAGAUGCUGUCCUAAGUUGAUAAACGCUCAAGAACCUCACCAUCAUCAUCUUCCUGCCCUUAUCCCAAUUAUUUGGGGUCAAUAUAAUAUUUUUUUUAUACAACUUAGAAUGGCAAACAAGCUGACGGCCCAUCUGUUGGAAAGUGGUAACCGUCGCAGUACCAUGGACAUAACAGAAUAUACUGUUUCGCCCAUGAUACCCCCCAUGCGUUGCCAUUCCUGAGGACUCAGGUGUUAUUCAUCUGUACCCUGUAAAUUCACGCCAUAUCCCACCCUUCAAACCGAAACACAGCCAUGCAAACACAACUGCUUCACGGUAGAAACACGAAUGGGACAGAGGUACCCAAGCAAUCGACUUUUGUACAAAGUCUCCCUCUGGUACUAUAGUAGAAAUUGUAUUGUACGAAAAUGUAUUUAAUUUAUGUAUUUUACUAUAAAAUUGUAAAUAAAUGACAAAUCGUGUGUA